Closterium sp. NIES-67 is the source of this 5274-nucleotide messenger RNA. The record is from the annotation of a GenBank genome assembly. NCBI's taxonomy places the organism in Eukaryota, Viridiplantae, Streptophyta, Zygnematophyceae, Desmidiales, Closteriaceae.
CCUGACCUUAGCUCGGAACUAGCCUGCACGGAUCCGCCAUAAGAGCGAAUUCCCACGGGAAGUUUAGCGGUACUUGCCUGCUCAAUCUUGUCUCUCUGCUCGAACGUGAUUCGUGACUCGCCUUGCCAUCUCGAAUGCUUCUCCUACUCGAUCCUAGUCUCCGCGGCGCUCGUCGGACGUCGUCACGGACGGUCGUUCAGUCUAGUGGUCAUGUUCCUUAUAAUUGAUCGCCGAGGCAUAUUGCCGGUCAGCCGUGUUCUCUCCGCCAGUGCUCGUUCUUAGCGCAUCGCAGGUCGUUCUCAAGUCAACGGUUGUUCUCACGUCAACGGUCGCUCUCAAGUCAACGGUCGCUCUCAAUUCAACGUUCGUUCUCAAGUCAACGUUCGUUCUCAAGUCAACAGCGUCCAGGGAUCGGUCAACGGGCUGCACAAGCGCUCUGUGCCGGCCGGCGGAUUCCGCCUCGACCCGACACAUUCGUCCGGCGGCUCGCGCGCGUCAGUAGUAGCGGGAUAAAGAGUCUGCGUGUAGCGGAUCAGGAUCUUAGCGGCGAUGGCGCGGGAUUUGGCGCGCGGGAGUGAUUAUUGGCCGCUAGGGGGAGUGGAACACGAAGGGGGAAGCAUGGUGGACGGCAGGGGGAAGGGUAAAGUGGAGAAUGGGGAGAGUAAGAGAGAGAUUAAUGGGAGGAGUAAAGGUGAGAGUUAUGGUGGGAGUAUACGGGGGAGAGGAGGGGAGAGAGGGCCGGAAGGGAGUAGCAGCAGCAGCAGCAGCGGCGGCAGCAGCAGCAACGUGAGAAGCCAGUCGCUCUGGGAACCGUUUUGGAGGGAGGAGGAGAGUAGGGAAACUACUAACAUGCUCGCGGCAAGGAGAGAUGGAGGGGAAUACGACGUGGAGAGUGGACGAGGGAGGGUGGAGGAAGAGGAGGGGGAGGAGGGGGAGGAGGGGCAGGAGGGGGGCGGGAGACGGAGAGAAGGAAGAGGAACGGAGGCGGAGGGGAAGGAGAGAGGGGAAGGAAGGAGGGCAAAGGAGUUAGCGGGACAGUCGGCCCGGCUACGAGGCAGCUCUGAGGAGCAAGGGACACUGCCUUCGUGCUGCCACUUGCGUGCUGACGCUGCCGGUACUGCUGGGGAGAGGCAAGAGCUUUCAGAGGAGCGGCAGCAGCAGCAGCAGCCGCAGGGAACGUGGUGCUGUGUCCCUGGCCACGCCCAGGAAGCGAUGGCGGUAGGCCGAGCGCAGCAGGGUAAGCAUGGAGGAGGGCAAGGCGGAGGGCAUGGCGGAGGGCAUGGCGGAGGGCAUGGCGGAGGGCAUGGCGGAGGGCAUGGCGGAGGGCAUGGGGGAGGGCAUGGCGGAGGGCAUGGGGGAGGGCAUGGGGGAGGGCAUGGCGCUGUGAGAAGGGAGAGUGGGAAUUUGUGGGGCAUGGGCGGAGGAGAGAGGGGGGCGAUAGUCCAAAAAGUGGGAAGAGGGGAGAGAUGGCAGGGGAGUGAGGGAAGGGAGUGGCAAGAGAGAGUGCAGGCAGGGCUCAAAUCACAUGCUAGUGGCAGCAGGAGUGGGGCAGAGCUAGGCAGAGGGGGAAGAGGGGGCGGAGGGGGCGGAGGGGGCAGAGGGGAACGGAGGACAUGGGGCAGGGUGGAGAGAGCGGCGUAUUUGGUCCAGGAGGCGAUGGCGGGCCGAUGGGUGCCUCUGGAGGCGGUGAGAGAGGAGGGCGGAGGGGCUGCUGCCAGAUGGGUGGGGUGGUACCAACGAGGGGAGGGCGUGAGGGCUGCCAUGGUGGUGGUCCUGCUGCUGCUGCCGUUCUUCGAGCUCCCGGCGUGGUGCACGGCCAAUACCCCAUCUCCUCCCCUCUGUGGCGACCCCUCGGUCUACGCCCUCAGUGGCCUGCCCUACAUGCCGCACGCUCUCACUCUCCUCAUCGAGGCGGUGUGUGUGGCGGUGGCGCUGGCCUUCCUCGCCCUGCAGCGCUGCAUCCUCGGCGGACCCUCCUUCUGCCGCAACCACGUUGCCCGCUAUAAGUUAGCAGCAGCAGUGGGGAUAGUCAUCGAUCGCACCUCCUCCUUCUCCCUGCAUCGUCUCUCUCCUCGCCUUGCGGCCCGCUUUCUCCCCGUGCCCAUCGCUCCCUACUUUCGAGUGCUGCUUGCCAUCCUCUUCAGCAGGUCCAUCCGAGGCUGUUUCCGCACCACCCUGCGCAUCAUCGCUUCCUUCCUUGACAUUGCUAUCCUACUCACUGUCUUCGUGGUCUCCUUCGCCUGGUUAGCUUUCAUCCUAUUUGGCUCCUCUACUGCUGCCACCACCACCGCCACCGCGGCCGCCACCACCACCACCGCCACCACUGCAACCAACCCCUCGUCCUUCUCCUCCUCCUCCUCUUCCCCAUCCCCCUCCGUCUUCUCCUCGCUGCCCGCGUCUCUGCGCGCCAUGUUCAUCCUGCUCACCACGGCCAACAACCCCAACGUCUGGCUGCCGGAGCUCAACGCCUCGCGCCUCUCCUUCCUCUUUUUCGCCUCCUACCUCGCGCUCGGCCUCUUCUGGAUGAACCUCGUGCUCUCCGUCAUCUACUCCUCCUACAGCUCUCAGAUGGCAGUGUGGGAGCGCAAGCAGGUGACAGCACGGGAGGCGUGCCUGAGGGAGGCGUUUACCCUGCUGGACGACAGGAGGCAGGGGUGGGUGCCAGCGCGCACCAUCACACAGCUGCUACUAGCCAUGGAGCCCUUCAAGUCCCACCCACGCGGGGCGAGCCACAUAUCAGCCCUGUUCCUCCGUCUAGACACGCGGGGCGACCUCCGCAUCUGGGCGGACGAGUUCCAGGGGCUGUGUGAAGCGCUGGGGCAGCAGGCCCGGGAGAUGGCAGUGAUGGAUAAGAGGGGAUGGUGGGGAGGAGGCUGGGGGAAGGCUGUAUUGGGGGGAGGGGGAUGGCAGGGAAGGGGAGUAGAAGAGAGAGGAGGGAAGAGGGUGUCGGCAGUGGCUUCUGCUCCCAAUUUUCGUGCGUUGGCUUGUGGGGGCGAAUGCGGCAGGGGCUCUCAGCGCAACUUCCAGCACCCCGGUUCUUCCUCUUCCGUCACCUCUUCUGCUGCUGCUGCUGCUGCUGCUUCUGCUGCUCCCCACCCAUCGCUCGAUGCUCUGCCUGCGUGUGCCUCACACCACAUUGCUUCUGCGGCUCCUACUUGCCCCUUGCCGCCUCUGUUCCAGGCAUAUGGGUUGCAAGAGGUAGAGAGCGUGGCAGAUGGGUUUGAUGAGUGUCAUAGGCACUAUGAGCAGCAUUGGCUGUGUGGCCGGCAUAAGCCAUGCUGGCACUAUGGCACCCGGAACCAUGGUGACCACCAUGGGCGGUACUAUGAGCAUGAGAAUGCCAAUCCGAGAGGGUAUCAGCAGCUGGUCUCGCCACCGUUCACACCACCAUCACCACAAUCACCAUCACGGACAGUACAAUUGCCACAAGCACAGCAAACCUUCCUACAAUCAGCAUCACUACGAUCACCCUUUCGGUCGCGCUCAUUCUCAUCAGCAGCACAGCCGCUCUCGUCCUCGACGUCCUUGCUGCAGGCGCUCCUGCCGUCCCAUCCCCGCCCCAUGCCGCUCGCACUCAUUCCAUCACCACCGUCCCCAUCGUCACCAUCACAGGCCUUGUCAUCAACACCACCAUCACCAGCACCGCCAUCACCAGCACCGCCAUCACCACCAGCAGCAGCAGCAGCAGCAGCAGCAGCAGCAGCAGUGGCAUCCAGAGCAUCGCAUGGUGCUGUGUUCCACCAAGGUUUGCUGCAGCAGCAGAGGUGGUCAUCAAGAGCUGAGAAGCUGGGUCUCGUCGUCACACUGCUGCUCGUGGCUGAAGCAAACAUGUGUCUCACAGGCAUCAACCCAGCGCUCCUUGUUCCCGUGCAAGUCUUGGCAGCUGUUGCAUGGAUCAUCCGUUUCGUCCUCCAUUGCUGGCAGUGCUGGCCUCACAUCUUCUCCCCCCAUUGGCGACUCCACCUCCUCUCCUCCAUCCCUCUCCUCGUCCUCAUUCUCCUCCUGUUCCCUGUGUACUCGGUCUUCCCCUACGCGUUUUCCACCAAAUCUCCUGGCCACUACCUGCACCGACACCUGCAGCAUCAACACCACCCCUACCACCUCCAGCAGCAGCAGCUUCAGCAGCAUCAGCGUUUGCAUAUGCAGGUGUUUCCAGCAACCUCAGCAUCAGCAGCUGAGUGGAAGCAUGGAUGGGAUGGAUGGGAAGGAUGGCACCCUCUUCGGUUGCUGCUGUUGGCACCACCCCCAGCUGAAACUUCUCUCCCCUGGCCGCGUGUGACUCCUUGUGAGUCGACUCAGAAGGCACCGCCACCUGGCUUCCCCUGGCUGCGUGCCACUCAAACACCUGGACCAAGCAGGGUUCCGCACCCCCCUGACGCUCUACCCUGGUUGCAAGCCGCUCUGCUCGUCCGCUGCCUCCCCCUCCUUCCAUUCUCCCACUACCUCCCUCGCCUCCACCUCCUCCUCUCCUCCCUCUCCGCCCUCCUCCCCUCCAUCCUCCCCAUCCUCGCCCUCCUUUUCACAACCCUCUCCCUCUUCUCUCUCGCCGGUACCCACCUCUUCGGGGGCCUCCUAUCCUCGCACCACCCGCAGUUACAACGCACAGAGUACCUCAAUUCCGGCUUCCUGCCACUCAAUUUCAACGACUUUCCUGCGUCUAUGGCUGUGUCUUUCAACCUGUGCAUAGUGAACAACUGGUAUGUCAUCAUGGAUGGGGUGGCGGCGGUGCUGCCGCCAGGGCAGCAGUGGAGGGCCACGGUAUUUUUCGCCUCGUUCUAUGUUGUCAUUGUGGUGUUUGUGCUCAACGUGGUGGUUGCUUUUAUACUCGAAGCCUUCGUGAAAGAGCUUAGGGUCCGGGGAAGUUCGCAGGGUGAUGGUUGGGGGCUCAGAACAGCAGUACCAGCAGCAGCACUACCACCACAAAGAACAGCAGCAGAAGCAGCAGCAGCUCCAGCAGCAGCAGUAGCAGGAGUUGGUUGUGGUGGUUGUUCUGGUGGCCAGUGCUACUGCAGAUUUCCUACUUGUGGUCAUAAUGGCAUCACUGAUACUGGCACAAUAUCUGCAUUCGGGUCAUCACUUUCCUUUUAGACUUACUUUGAUGAAGGUGGCAUUAUUGAAUUACUCAGCCAUGUUACUAAGCUGCUGCAAGAAUUUAAAAGCGGUGCAGAAGACGAAGUAUAGAAUCUGCAGACACAAGUACUUGAAGUAGAAAGUAAUGUUCGAAUGCUAGCUUAACUAGGAAGAGAGGCCGCCAUGAAAUGGUGGCCAGAGGUU